UCCCAUCAUGCCUCGCGCGACCAUGUGCGGCAACUUGACAGCGCAUGUCGUUCUUCAAGCAUGUCAACAGCGUCUAAAGUCACUUUCGGUUUAUGUUGUACGGCGUCUGUCGGAAUAAUAGGCUACGUUCAUUACAAACAGGCAUACGACAGGGAGCAACUUCAUUUAGGUGUGAUACGCGACAUCGAGCGACGUGAGCGCCGAAAAGCAGAAAAUGUCUACGUUCUGCAGCAACAGGCUGAACUAGCCAAGGAAUUGCGCAGAGGGAUGACGACGAUUCGAGAGAAGAAUACGUAACGCGAAGUUAUAUUCUGUUGCUCAAGAGUUUUUAUAAAGAACAUAAAACACAGUUCGUGCGUGUUUCAAAUAUCUCGUUCCGUCAUUUCACUCCGUUUUGUCGAUCCAUUGUGAUCUUUCGCUCUAGAAACGAUAAAUUUCAAUUUCUUUCCGAUUCUACGAACGUUAUGGCCACUGAAGAGACUGUGGAUCAACCAGAUUUGUCUUGUGUAGAGGAGAGCCUAAUGAGUCUAGAGAAACUGGAUAGAGCAUCUCCUGAUUUAUGGCCUGAACAAACGAGCAAUGAAGUUCCAGGUGUGCAUGAGUUUGUUGCUCAAAAUUCACCGCAGACAGAACCAUGUUUUUGGACUGCGAGUUUUUCAGCGGACGACAUAAGUCAAUUGCAUCAAUUGGGUAAUUUAACAAUGACCGGGCUUAUCUCGGAAGUGAAAAAACUGCACGAUUUAGCUUAUCAGCUGGGUCUAGAAGAAGCUAAGGAAAUGACGCGUGGAAAAUAUUUGAAUAUAUUUAAACAUAAAUAAUAUUUCGUAGAUAAAAAAAUAAAAC
Formica exsecta is the source of this 843-nucleotide messenger RNA. It is a transcript of the gene Pet117, whose product is annotated as protein PET117 homolog, mitochondrial. Gene Ontology annotation, biological process: mitochondrial respiratory chain complex IV assembly. The record is from RefSeq and is a predicted model, not a curated record. The coding region runs from base 61 to 297 and encodes 78 amino acids. Gene Ontology annotation, cellular component: mitochondrion. NCBI's taxonomy places the organism in Eukaryota, Metazoa, Arthropoda, Insecta, Hymenoptera, Formicidae. The transcript is spliced from 5 exons.